This is a messenger RNA of Necator americanus (New World hookworm), 1128 nucleotides long. RefSeq lists its product as uncharacterized. The transcript is spliced from 10 exons. Bases 1 to 1128 code for a protein of 375 amino acids. The record is from RefSeq and is a predicted model, not a curated record. NCBI's taxonomy places the organism in Eukaryota, Metazoa, Nematoda, Chromadorea, Rhabditida, Ancylostomatidae.
AUGGACUACGAUGUAAUCGCGAACCAGCCGGUUGUGAUUGAUAAUGGCUCGGGGUCCAUUAAAGCUGGUUUCGCCGGAGGGCAAUCUCCCAAGGUGCGGUUUUCCAACUUCGUUGGUCGACCAAAGCAUACCCGAGUGAUGGCUGGAGCGCUGGAAGGCGACAUGUUCAUAGGUCCAAAAGCAGAAGAGUAUCGAGGUCUUCUUUCGCUCAAAUAUCCUAUGGAGCAUGGAAUAGUCACGGACUGGAAUGAUAUGGAAAAAGUCUGGCAGUAUAUUUAUAGCCAAGAGCAAAUGAACAUUUUUCCAGAGGAACAUCCUGUACUAUUAACUGAAGCUCCCCUAAAUCCCAUGAAGCACAAAGAAAAGGCAGCAGAAAUAUUCUUUGAGUCCUUCAACGUUCCUGCUCUUCAUAUACAAAUGCAGGCAGUUCUCUCUUUGUACUCAUCCGGUCGCACAACAGGAGUAGUUCUCGACUCGGGAGAUGGAGUCACCCACGUGGUACCCAUAUAUGAAGGUUUCGCCGUGGAUCAUGCUAUUGGACGAAUGGAUGUAGCAGGAAGAGAUGUGACGCGGUGGUUACGAUUGCUACUUCGCAAAGAAGGCACAGACCUUCAUAGAACAAGCGAAUUUGAAAUCGUCCGCGAAAUCAAAGAAAAAGCGUGCUAUUUGGCUACGAACGUUGUCAAAGAGGAAGCUAAUGAGAACGAUAAGCUCAUCUAUCCUCUACCGGAUGGUUCACGUCUUGACAUUGGUACGAGUAGAUUUCGCGCUCCAGAGAUUUUAUUUCGGCCGGAGCUGAUUGGAGAAGAAUGGCCAGGAAUUGCUCAACUCGUCAAUGACUCUAUUAGGAAAUGUGACAUGGAUGUGCGCAAAACUUUGUAUGGAAGCAUUAUACUGAGUGGUGGUUCUACCCUCUUCCAAGGAUUUGGUGAUCGACUUUUGUCGGAGAUGAGACGACUUUCUCCGCAAGAUACCAAAGUGAGGAUCACUGCACCACAGGAGCGUCUAUAUUCCACUUGGAUUGGCGGGUCAAUUUUAGCCAGUUUGGAUACGUUCCGGAAGUUAUGGGUUAGCAAGAAGGAGUACGAGGACGAAGGCAAAAAAAUUUUACAUAGGAAGUUUUUCUGA